GGAAACAGUUCAAUAUAGAAGGCAGACGAUGGCAUCUACAAUUUUAAUGUGUGAUCCCUGUUCUAGACAUAACAAAUCAUCUAAUGGAAUAAAGUAUUGUACAGAUUGUGAAGACUCUUUAUGUACCGAGUGUACUUCUAUGCACUGUGCUGUUCAACGUAUUUCUCUUCACCACUUGGUUGAUGUGUCUGUCAUAGCUGGGAAUGCGUUCAACAUCAAGAAGAACUGCAUUGAACAUGAAGACUUGUCUAAUGAGUUUUACUGUUCCGACCAUAACUGUCUGGUAUGUCAAAUAUGCAUUGACAACAAUCAUCGUAACUGUGGUAAAAUUCAAACAAUAGAUAUCCCUGCUAAAGGAUGUAGAUCCUCAUUAAUGUUAGAAGAUGUUACAAAAGACAUUGCAUCGUUACUCAAAUCGACAAAGGAGUUGGUAGAAGAAAGUCAAAAGAAUAAGACACGUGUAGGGCAAAUUAAGGCAAAAGUUUUAAAAGAAAUAGCAAAGUUCAGACACGAUAUCAAUGAUCACAUUGAUCAACUGGAAAGGAAACUUUUCUCUGAAGUGGAUAUCAUAGACAAAAAGAUAUGCAAAAAGGUAGGCAAUGCUCUCUGUGAGGCGAACGAGAGGCAAAAUUUUGUUGAAAAUGUAUGGCAGCAAGUGGAUUUUUAUACUAAACAUGGUUCAGAAAGUCAGUUAUUCAUCCUUUUAAAUACACUUAAGUCGGAUAUCUCAAGACAAGCACAAGGUCUUCAAAACUUGAUUCCAUGUUUGGAAUCGAACAAUAUCAGUUUCGAACCGUCGGAUAUGAUUGCAGUAAUAAAAUCUCUUGGGUCCGUAAAAGAAAUUUCUACCCCAAGUGCAGUGACUUCUAAACAUUAUGGACAAGUACAAGCACCAAUAGAAGACAAUCGUCAAAAGAUGUCGACACAGUUUGGGUUCGAAAAGAAAGUUAAUAUACCAUCAGGAAGAAUCACCGGCAUGGCAAUAACUAACGAUAAUAGGUUAAUCCUCUGCAAUGAUAUUACCGAUGAAAAUAACAUUUCAGCAUGGACAGAAACAGGACAACACCUGCAAUCUUUAACCAUUCCUGAUCGAAGAGUAUUCGCCAUAGCUAUCAUACCAGGAACAGAUGAAGCGAUGAUAACGUUGCCUGGAGAUGGAUUAAUUCAGUUUAUCAACAUCAACAGUUUUACAGAAGGAAAAGAAAUACAGUUGUCAGUAGUAUCUCCGCAUGGUAUUGCAGUUAUAAGAGACAAUUUGAUUGUCGGUUCCAAAGAUGGAAAAGUUUCUUUCAUUGACAGAACAAGUGGAAAGUGUCAGAAGAUUCUGAAAGUUUGUAAAGGUGUAUUAACGGCACUCGUUCCUGAUGUGGGCGAUCAAGAAGAUGAACGAUUAUAUUGCUGUGAACAUAAUGGUGGGAACGCUGUUAUUUGUUUAAUAUUGGAUGGAACACGUAUUUUCUCUUGCGUUAUGAAAGAACCAGUAGCUUUAGCAUUAGAUUCUAAGGGAUAUGCUUAUGUGACAGAAUAUAACUGUCAUAAUUUACAUCGUCUAUCUUCAAAUGGGGAAGUAGAUGAUAUACUUCUGAAGGAGACAGACGGGUUACAUUGCCCAUUAGCCGUUGUUUUCAACAAAACCUACAGCAAAAUGUAUAUUUCAAAUUUUUGGAUCUAUUAGCAAUUUCAAGAUAUUCAAUUCUAACUGAACAGACAUUUCAAUUCAGAUGAAAACCAUUAGGGACAUCAUUACACGUAUUUCUUUUAAUUAUUCCUUAGAAUAGAAUUUAUUAAUAAUAGUAACAGUGACAAGAAAACCAAUAAUGAAAAUUAUACGUUUGUUAUUUGUACUUGCUUGCUAUCAAUCGUUCAAUUUCUGUACGGUACAAUGUUGAGCAUAACAUUCUUUGGUAUUUGAAUAAGCUGAGGAGAUUUAUUCCUUUCUACACGGACGAUUUCUGCGGUCGGUUUAUAUAUAUAUAAGUUUGCAUAUUUGACGUUUGAUUGAAGAGAGUUGAGACAAAGAAGUUAGUCCUGUUUACUUUUUCUCAACCGACCGUCCAUACCGCUACCCAUCCUUCACAUAUACCCUAUCCAUGUCUCGGAUAAAUCUAUGUUUUAGAUUUCGGAUUAUUUGUAUUUGAUACACCGAAUUUGUACUUACCAUGUGAACUGAGCAACAUGACGUGUGCCACUAGUGGAGAAGGAUAUGCUUACCCUUCUAGAGCAUCUGAGACCACCCCAUUUUUAGCUCACCUGGCCCGAAGGGCCAAGGGAGCUUUUCUCAUCACUUGGCGUCCGUCGUCGUCGUCGUUAGCUUUUACAAAAAUCUUCUCUGAAACCACUGGGCCAAAUUUAACCAAACUUGGCCACAAUCAUCAUUAGGGUAUCUAGUUUUAAAAAUGUGUCCGAUGACCCCGUCAACCAACCAAGAUGGCCGCCAUU
Molecule: messenger RNA, 2439 nt
Organism: Mytilus californianus (California mussel)
Lineage: Eukaryota; Metazoa; Mollusca; Bivalvia; Mytilida; Mytilidae
Product: E3 ubiquitin-protein ligase TRIM71-like
Exons: 2
Coding region: 29-1675 (548 amino acids)
Biological process (GO): positive regulation of DNA-templated transcription
Cellular component (GO): chromatin; nucleoplasm
Molecular function (GO): protein binding; zinc ion binding; ubiquitin-protein transferase activity
Source: RefSeq, a predicted model, not a curated record